CGGAGGGCCGGGGCGGGGCGCGGCGCACUGCGCGACGCGAUUUUGCCCGGCCACGGGUACUUUAUCGAAUGCGUCACAAUCCGGUGCGGUCGCGGCCUGGGCGGUUCGGCUCGGGGCUUCGGAGAGUCCCUCGGCCCCUUGGCCCUACCCGGCUCCACGGGUAGGCGAAAUUAAGCGCAGGAAGAGCCGGCCCGCCCUUUCCGCUCGGGUGAGGAGCGUUUGCCCAGGUGAUUUUAGUAGCGUCGAUCUCCUUUUGACCAGCGCAAAACCAAAGAUACUAAAGGCGUUAAAUAAAUAGUGAGAAGAGAGAAGCAACACUCAAGAUCAGAUCUGGGAAGAGUGCAGCACGCAGUUCUGCAUCAAGGUCCGUGAUAACUGAUUGGGAGCGGUUGCAUCACUCACCUUCUGAGGGUGUCUUGCACCAAGCCCUCUUUGCAGCGCGUGCCACCUUCCUCUGCGGCCGCACGAGUAGAGAGCGCUGAAGGAGUGGGAUAGACUGAACCUGUGCAACCAUAUUCUUCGAGAGAGGCGGAGGACAGUUUGAGAUAUGGCAACCCAGGACUUGAUGGCGAAAAAAAGAGAAUGUCUUCAGGCCUACAGCUGGUGGAGGACACCACAGAAGAAACGGAAGAAAAAGAACAAAAUAAAACCAGGAAGAAUAGAAUUUGUCCCUAGUAGUACUAAUACAACCAGACCGGAUUACUCGAUAUUUGUUGGGGAGCUUACACCAGAAGUGGAUGAUUUCCAGCUCUAUGACUAUUUCCUCAAGAGAUACCCCUCAUGUAUUGACUGCAAAAUAGCAACUGACCUGCUGGGAUAUUCCAGAGGGUAUGCCUUUGUCAGAUUUGGUGAGCAAGGUGAUCAGAUGAGGGCACUGCAAGACUGCCAGAAUGCACCAGGUCUGGGGGGAAAGCGAAUCCGGCUCAGCAUAGGAAUUUCUAAAAGACUGAAAGCAGAGUUCCAGCGGUACCAGUCAUACAACUACAAUGAUUAUUACCAAGAUUAUCAGAACUACUACUCACAGUGGGGUUAUGACCCUUAUGCUGAAUACAACAACUACAGCUCCUACAAUCCCUAUGACAGCAUGCAAGCUGUUGGAGACUGCUCUUUAGGAGAUGCUGUCAUGGCUCCAGCUGUUUUUGAGGAAACUGCAGCUAUGACUGAAAUCAAUGAUGACCUAAUGACUGAAGAUCCACAGCUUUACUUGGAUGUUGAUGAAAUGAACAGACAAUUUAUGGAGACAAGUGAAGAACUUUACGAUUCCCUCAUGAAUUGUCACUGGCAACCUCUGGAUACGGUCACUUCUGACAUCCCCCCUGCUAUUUAAGUGUCUUAUAUAGCAUGACCGUUAUGACCAAGGGAUGCUCUUGGACCAACAGCUUCUUUCUAGCGCUACCUCAAAGUAACUCGCAGAUAUAACUCACAGGGAAGAUUGAUCAAAUGGUGGUGAUCCCUAUCAUUCUGCUGGAGAGAGAGAUCUAUUUGCCUUUUGUUUUCCUUUUAAAUAACCUUUUAUUUAACUCGAGCGACUCAUGUCAAUAGACAUCGUUCUGACCACAUCCACAAGUAUUCCUGAGUCACGAGUGUCAUUCAAGGCAUGUCGCCGGAUGGAAAUUGUUCUAAAUAAGUAAAAUGGAAGUAAAAGAAGUAAAUAAAGCAGCACUUGAAUUUACAAGAGCAAA
Molecule: messenger RNA, 1682 nt
Organism: Colius striatus (speckled mousebird)
Lineage: Eukaryota; Metazoa; Chordata; Aves; Coliiformes; Coliidae
Product: tRNA selenocysteine 1-associated protein 1-like
Exons: 10
Coding region: 548-1327 (259 amino acids)
Molecular function (GO): RNA binding
Source: RefSeq, a predicted model, not a curated record